This is a messenger RNA of Abrus precatorius (Indian licorice), 1647 nucleotides long. Its product is annotated as disease resistance RPP13-like protein 4. Gene Ontology annotation, biological process: defense response to other organism. NCBI's taxonomy places the organism in Eukaryota, Viridiplantae, Streptophyta, Magnoliopsida, Fabales, Fabaceae. The transcript has a single exon. The coding region runs from base 1 to 1647 and encodes 548 amino acids. The record is from RefSeq and is a predicted model, not a curated record.
AUGGAAGGCCAUCUUCUAAACUUAAUAGCAAAAACUUUGGUUGAGUAUAUCAAACCUCUAGAAGAUGCUAAUCAAGGUGAAACAAAAUUUUCAGACCCAUCAAGCCAAACACCAGAGAUUGAGUUGUUGGAUCAAGCCUUGGAAGCCCUUUGCAAAAACAUCAAGGACUCAACUCAAAAGUUGCAACCUGUUGGUGUUAGUCAAAGCACAGAAGCUAAUGUCUCAUCAAGCCAAGCAUCCCAAACAGUGCAAUACCCCAUAGUGUCUCUAGGUGAACACAAGAAUGAAGUGGUGGAUUUAGUGUUGAAAAGAAUUAAGGUUAGUUAUGAUAUCCUUGAUCUUCAUUCAAGACUUUGCUUGUUGUCUCUCUCAAUUUUUCCUGAAAAUGUUGUCAUAAAGAAAAGGCAUACAAUUUAUUGGUGGAUUGGUGAUGGUUUUGUCAAAAAUACAAAAGAGAAAAUGGCAGAGGAAAAAGGUGAGGAAAUUUUUGAUGAGCUUCUGAAUAGUUAUUUGAUUGUACCACAUGAUAAUGGCAAGUGUCCCAUUGUGAAUAAAUUUAAAAUUAAUCCUUGGAUCCGUCACAUGUUGGUGUCAUUAGUUCCAAGAGAAAUUAAUAACCAGCUUUUUUAUUCACAAAUUGGCUCUUCUCAUCAAUAUCUACCCAGCCAUACUUGUUUAGUACUAGACCAACAAAAAGUUAAAAUAAGUGAUGAGUUUGGUUUGGAAUAUGACAAUUGGAGAACUGUAUUUAAUGUUGGUGCGAGUUAUCUUAAUUUUGGUCCUCAAUGGAUGACUAAAAUGAAGAAGUUGGUGGUGCUUCAACUUGGACGUUGGCAAGCGUCACCUUCACAUCACAUUGAAGUGGAGAAUGUAGAAUUUCUAAAAGGCUUGAAGGAUCAAAAGAAUUUGAAGUAUCUUAGCCUUCGUGGUAUAUCAAGAAUAUCCGAAUUGCCCCCUUCCAUUGGUCAACUUGUUGGCCUAGAAAUUCUUGAUCUUAAGGCUUGUCACAAUUUGGAAACACUACCUAAUGAAAUUGCAUUGUUGAGAACGCUAACACAUUUGGAUGUGUCCCAAUGUUACUUGUUGGAGAGCAUGCCAAAGGGGAUCGAGAAGCUCAAUGAGCUCCAAGUAUUGAAGGGAUUUGUAAUAGGAAGUUCCACCAAGACUCCUUGUAGAAUAUCAGAUCUUGCAAAAUUGAAAAAUUUAAAACGAUUGAGUAUACAUAUAGGAAGUGAGGCUGUGAUCCAAGAGGGAGAUUUUGAGAGCUUAAAAGAUUUCAUAACAGUUAAGCGUCUCAAAAUAUCAUGGGGUGUAAACAAAGAUAUUCAUAUCUCUCUCCCUUCAGGUUUGGAAAAGUUGGAUCUUGAAGGCUAUCCUUCAGAGACAAUUCCAGAAUGGUUGAAGCCUAGCAAGCUACCCAGUGGAUUGAAGAAGCUGUAUAUAAAGGGUGGGAAGCUCAACGUUACAGAUCAUGGAGAAAAAGGUCGAGCUAGUGGUGUGAAGAUUGUGCGUAUCAAGUACCAAAAUCAUCUACAUAUGACCUCCCCUAAUUUGAAAGAGUUGUUUCCUUCACUGGAAUAUGCAGAAUGGAACCAUUUUCAAUGGACCUUUGAAGAGAAAGGAAAGACUACCACUUCCAAGUCAUAA